AUGAUUCCCUUUUGCCAUUUGGGAAGCUCUGCUUCUCUUAUGAAGAGUAAACCCCAAUUAUACAUGCCUCUUCUCUCUUCCUUUCACUCUCUUCCCCAUCAUCCAUUGCUCUACUUCCCCACCAAAUCUAUUCCUUCAUAUUUCUCUCUCUCUGCAACUGCCAGCUGCCAUGAUUCUUCUCCUCUGACGCAUGGGUCGAAGAUUGAGAGGAUCAGGGAGAUGUUUGAGCAUGUAAAGCUCUCUGUAUCGGCAUAUGAUACGGCCUGGGUCGCCAUGGUCCCAUCUCUCUCUUCCUCUAAUGGCUCUUCUCCUCUGUUCCCUGAGUGUUUAACAUGGGUGUUGGAGAACCAAUUUCCGAAUGGCUCUUGGGGCCUCUGUAACAACCAUCCUCACCUCAUCAAAGACUCACUCACUUCUACACUGGCCUGCAUUCUCUCUCUCAAAAAAUGGAAUAUCGGCGAGGAUCAUAUCAAUAGAGGGUUGGAUUUCAUUGGGUCUAGUACCAAGUUUGCUGAUGAUGAGAACCAGCUUUCCCCAAUUGGGUUUGAUGUUAUCUUUGGGGGAUUGCAUGGAAAUGCCAUAGAAUUGGGAUUGAAUUUACCUUUCUCUACCCAUUUUAUUGAAGCCAGGCUACUUAAACAUAGUUCUGAAAUUCGAAGGAUAUCUGGAAGCAAUAUUGAGAGAGACAAGGCCUAUCUAGCUUAUAUUUCAGAGGGAUGUAGCAAAUUACUUGAGCAGGAUAAGGUUUUAAAAUAUCAACGGAAUAAUGGUUCUCUAUUUACUUUUCCAUCAACCACCACAGCUGCCUUCGUCCACUUCCACAAUUCUAAAUGCCAAGAUUACUUGCAUCAACUCUUAAAAACGAUUGGCAAUGGAGUCCCUGCAACUUAUCCUUUGGAUAUCUAUACCCGUCUGUGCAUAGUUGACUGUGUUGAGAUAUUGGGAGUUGCAAGGCCUUUUGGGGAUGAAAUUGGCGUAAUUCUGGAUGAUACUUAUAGAUGCUGGCUAGACAAUGACGAAGAGUUAUUUUCAGAUAUUUCAACAACUGCUAUGUCAUGGCUUCUUACAAUGAAUGGCUAUGAUGUUUCCUCUGAUGCCUUUGGUCAUUUCAACGAAGAGAAUCUUUUCCCCAGCCAUGAAGAAGGCAACCAUACUAUUAUGAAUACAGUUCUAGAAAUGCACCGAGCUUCACAGAUCAUGAUACUCCCCAACGAACCAGUCUUGGAAAAAUUACACUCAUGGUCUAGUCAUUUCCUGAAGCAACAAUUGAUCAAGAUGGAAAAGGAACCAGCUGUGGUUGAUCAAGACAUUACUAGAGAGGUGAAGCAUAACAUCAUGUUUCCGUACUACUCCAUGUUGGAGCGCCUUGAGAAUAGGAGAUAUAUUGAGCAAUGCGGUGUUGGCAAUAUUAGGAUUGCAAAAACAGCAUUAAGUAAGCUCUGGAAAUCACCCCAGACCAAUGACAUUAUGCUAAUAUCAAUGCUGUUGAUAACCUUUCCGCGUAUACUAGCUUUGAAGAAGGAAAUAUCUUUUGACUUUCAAUGUAAUGUAUAUAGGAGGGUGAAAGAAUGGAGAUUGGACCAACUAAAGUUUGCUAGGCAGAAGCAGACUUUUUGUUACUUCUCUGCGGCAGCCACUCUUUUUGAGCCUGAUUUAGGUGCAGCUCGAAUGUCAUGGGCCAAAAACGCGAUUCUCUCUACUGUGAUAGAUGACUUCUUUGACAUAGGUGGCUCAAAGGAAGAACUUGAGAACUUUAUCGAAUUGGUUCAAGGAAGCAGCUAUAUGAUGAUGAUAAAUGGAAUUACAGAAGUAUUUGCUCCUCAAGGAUGUGAUGUAAAGCAUCACUUAAUAGAGAUCGUGAGAAAUUCUUCGAACUUAUUUGAUAUUCUUCUUAUUGUAACUUUAUUAUUUACUUCUGGAAAGCAUUCUGUAGUCCAAUGGACAACGUGGCUUAGGUUACUUUAUUCAAUUAUGAAGGAGGCGGAGUGGUCAAGAAAUGAGAUUGUGCCAUCAUUGGAUGAAUAUAUCAAAAAUGGUUAUGUAUCAUUUGCUUUAUGGCCCAUCAUUCUCCCAGCUCUAUAUUUUGUUGGGCCAAAACUCUCAGAGGAAGUAGUCACUCAUCUAGAGUACGAGAAUUUACUCCGUCUAAGUAGUAUUUGUGGGCGCCUCCUCAAUGAUAUCCAAGGUUUCGAGAGAGAGAAAAAGGAAGGGAAAUUGAAUAGCAUUUCAUUGUUUACGAAGGAUAUGCAUGGUGCUAGUGAAGAGGAGGCCAUGAAACACAUGAGGGGUGUGAUCGAUCGACGUAGAAGGGAGCUGCUCCGUAAGGUCGUGUGUGCUCGUGGGAGUGUGAUUCGGUGUUGUAAGGAUCUGUUUUGGAAGAUGACAAGAAUACUUCACCUUUUCUACUCAACAAAUGAUGGGUUUACAUCUCCUCAUGAAAUGUUGCAUUCUGUAAAUGCAAUCAUCCAUGAACCCCUGGUUCCUUUGGUAAUCUCUUGUGAUGAGGCUCACAGUCCUACAACACCAGUUUGCCCAUAA
This is a messenger RNA of Amborella trichopoda, 2538 nucleotides long. Lineage: Eukaryota; Viridiplantae; Streptophyta; Magnoliopsida; Amborellales; Amborellaceae. The record is from RefSeq and is a predicted model, not a curated record.